This is a messenger RNA of Leptinotarsa decemlineata (Colorado potato beetle), 1120 nucleotides long. Its product is annotated as dnaJ homolog subfamily C member 8. Gene Ontology annotation, cellular component: nucleus. NCBI's taxonomy places the organism in Eukaryota, Metazoa, Arthropoda, Insecta, Coleoptera, Chrysomelidae. The record is from RefSeq and is a predicted model, not a curated record.
CAUCGUGUAGCAUGAACAAAAAUCUUGACAAAUGUCAAGUAUUAUUUUAUUUGCAAAUCAAAGUGUUUAUGUUUGUGGUUUCUAAUUCUAGUUUCCAAUUUUCAUAAUACUGUUAAAACAAGGUCAUUCGAGGUUUGAUGGAAAAGUAACAUAGAAUACUUGUAAUAAAAGUAUAUCAGUGACAAAAUGACUUGUAAUAUUCCACUGCCAGAAAAAGAUACAAAAUUCAACGAAUUCUACACAGAGGUGAAAGAAAUUGAAAAACGAGAUUCAGUACUAACACCCAAACAACAGAUUGAGAGAUUGCUGAGACCUGGUUCCACUUAUCGAAAUUUAAAUCCUUUUGAUGUGUUACAAGUCGAACCAGAUACAUCAAUUGAAGAAAUAAAGAAGAAAUACAGAAGAUUGUCCAUUCUUGUGCAUCCCGAUAAAAACCAGGAUGAUCCUGACAGGGCCCAACAAGCCUUCGAAGCUGUCAAUAAGGCUUGGAAGACACUCGAAAAUGAAGAAACCAGGAAAAAAUGUAUGGAUAUAAUUGAAGAGGCCGUAGGAAGAACAGAUAUUAUGCUUGCAGAGAAAAGAAAGAAAGCUAAAAAAGAAGGAAAAGAUGGCAUACCAGAAGAUGAUCCUGCUAAAUAUAAACAUGCCAUUUAUGUCCUCACAAUGAAACUCUUUGCAGAUAUGGAACGUAAAAGACGUGAACUAGCUGACCGUGACCAAGAAGAAAGAAAACGGAAACGAGAGGCAGAGAUAGAAGAUGAGGAAAAUGCUAAAGCACAAAAGGAGUGGCAGAAAAACUUUGAGGAAUCUCGCCAAAAUCGAGUCAACAGCUGGCAAACCUUCACUUCCAAAAGCAAGGACAAGAAGACCAGUAAAAAAAUCAAAGUAUUUAAACCUCCGAAAAAUAAGCCCGAAUCACGAUCUUAAAGAUUUGUAGAAAACAGAAACAAUAUAAGGGCUAGUUAUUGUAAUUAUUAUAGUAUUAAUUAUAAAAAAUGAUAUUUUUUAUUAUUUGAUAAACUAAUGCAUGGGAAGAAACUGUAUUGCUUUCCCUAAUUUUGUGUGAGUGAAAUGAAAAAUGUACAAGAGAUGUCAGAAGGAGUUUUCUCUAAGUGUAUAU